This is a messenger RNA of Corythoichthys intestinalis (scribbled pipefish), 6014 nucleotides long. Its product is annotated as stAR-related lipid transfer protein 13-like. The record is from RefSeq and is a predicted model, not a curated record. Gene Ontology annotation, molecular function: GTPase activator activity; lipid binding; protein binding. Gene Ontology annotation, biological process: regulation of Rho protein signal transduction; actin cytoskeleton organization; signal transduction. The transcript is spliced from 19 exons. Lineage: Eukaryota; Metazoa; Chordata; Actinopteri; Syngnathiformes; Syngnathidae. The coding region runs from base 223 to 5367 and encodes 1714 amino acids.
UCCUCACACACGGUCUGCCUGCGGGCCCCUCGGGGAAACGCCAUGCGGCACCGCGAGGAGGAUGGCCACGAGUCACGGAGCUCCCGCUAUAUUGGGCCCGAGCGAUCGGCGUCUACGGGCGACGUUUCCUUUUUCCGACUCGACAGACGUUCGCGCCGAUGAUCUGGGAUGACGCGCGACCGGCUGCUUUUUUGUCCUGACAAAUUGGAGAGGUGAGUAACAAUGGAGCUUCUGCCCGAGGCGCACGUCGAGAGACAUCCGCCCGUGCGCUUAAGGUCGGACAAAUUGGCCUUUUCCGCACCGGGCGCGUCCGUUCAAAGCGACACUGACACUUCACGGGACCUCACGGGAGAACAUCCGCACGCCGAGGAUCGCCUUUUGAAACCGGGACAUUUGGGCCAAAUGGACAAUUCCGUUGGAUUUGGCCUUAGGACAGAAACUGUUGAGAGACGUAUCCCGCAGGGGAAAGAAGAAGACCCGAAGCUUCGACGUCGUCCUCGCCGGAACUGGAAAGACGAUCUUCUCCGUCAGGGUCGCCGGCCGGAACCGGUUCCGAAAGGAACAAAGGGCGGCUCCGUUCGCGCGGAACUUGUUCUCGGCCAACCGCAGAAUCACGGUGACCUUCGUCGAGACCCGAAAGAUCUUCCGGAUGGACCGCCCCGCUCCGAGUUGGAACUUUUUCCAAAAGAACUAAAGGACGGUUCUCUUUUUGUCCGUCUUUGUGAUCGACAAGACGCAGAUGAUUUACGUGUGCCAAAAGAGCAACGUUUACUGAAGCGUGUCCAGAACCUGCAACCUCUUCCUGAUGUGUUUCAAAAUGGACUAAAGGACACUUCUCUUUCUAGUGGUCCAAAUAAAGCCCUACCUUUGGAGAAUGGGUGCUCUCUAAGAGGCGACCGAUGUCCAAUCCGGGACGGCAGAUUGAAUGGUCUUCUGCGCUGCUCGGACCUGGUUUCAGACAGACUAAGGGACACUUCUGUUUCUAGUGGCCCAAAUAAAGCACAACUUUUGGAGAAUUUGUGCUCUCAGAAGGGUCCAAGAGGAGACCGAUGUGAUUCACGUCCAAUCUGUGACAGCAGAUUGGAUGGUCUUCCUGAGGUUCUACGCUGUUUGGAAUCGCUUCCAAAAGGACUCCGGGAGAGUUCGGAGCUUACUUGUAUUAAUAACACAGAAGGUUUGCGCUCAGAUGAGCUCGGACGAAGAAAUACAACCCAAGGUUUCGUCCGAGGUCUCUUACCUCACGACCUCGAAGAGGAUCGAUGCCGCUCGCGGUCGGACACUUGGGGUUUUCACGCAGAUGUCGCCGAUUCAUCUCUACAGAGGCGAGGCCACGUGUCAGAUGCUCCUCAAGUCCGUACUUUUCGAAGCUUACCUCAUCAUCAACGUGGUUCGCACCCCAUCGCGUACCGGCGAGCGGAACCUUUUCUUUCGCAGUCCAAAUGCCGCUCGCAGUCAGGACGGAGCGUCCGUCUAAAUGAAGACCGCGAUCUUUCAGCUGACGGCGUGGACUUCGAGCAGCUCUCAAACGGUCCGACCGCAGAGGAUUCCUCACCCGCGCGCCGUCACCGCCGAGGAAGCGUCCGACCGCCCCGCGUCGUCAAACGCGAACCGAGCUCCGUCGCCUUCUCGGACCGCGUCGAGCGUCGCGCUCUCGUCGACGGCGGCUCGGACGACGACGAGUCUUCGCGGGACGGGGACCACGACGCGUUCCCGGAGCGCUCUGCGAAUCCCGGACGCGGGAAGGACGAGGGGCGGCGCUACGGUGCGAACGACGCCACCUGCGGUGACCGGGCCCGAGCUAGCGGCACGAAGGAGGAAUCCUCUCCGCUACCGUCCCCCUGGUCCGAGUCCGUGAGUCGGCUGAUGAGGAAGCCGGAUCGACUCUACUUGGACAUCGAGGAAGCCCCGAGCGGCGGCUCCUCGCCGUCGGACACGCCCUGCGCCGCCCGCAAGAAACAGCGCCUCGUUUUCGACCGGAGCCCGAACGAGCGAGCGGAAGCGUCCGGCCAGAGCGGGCCUGGCGUUCCUCGAGGCGCCUCCGUGGGAACGAGAAGCAGAAGCGCGAAAGCGAUUUGCAACAAGAUGAGCGGUGAAGCACGAACAGAACUCGGCGAGUCCUCGGGUAGCGAGUGUUUGGGAAGCAUGACCCCGGAGAGCCGGGAGAUCUACCUGAGGAUGGACCACCGCCGGAGGCGCUCCGGGUAUAGACUGGGACGGAUCAUUGCCAGGCAACAACUUCUCAAGAAGAUAGCCGGAGAAGUCGAGGCGAAGGAGGCGUGCGACUGGCUGCGAGCUGCCGGAUUUCCCCAGUAUGCGCAGCUCUUUGAAGAGUCUCAGUUCCCCAUUGACAUCAGGCCCGUCAAACGAGACCACGACUUUCUGGACAAAGAUCUCGUCGAGCCUCUUUGCAGACGACUCAACACCUUAAAUAAGUGCGCCUCGUUGAAACUUGAUGUGAACCUCCCAAAGAAGAAAAGCGAAGACUCUGAUGAGGAGGACCUGUUUGCCAUCAGUGACAAAUGGACCUUUGAAUGGAGCAGCCGGCGCUGGUCCAGGCUGCAAGACAUUGACCGUCUUCUGGGUAAUCGAGGAUCGGAUCCGUCGGCGGGGGACGACCCGCCUCUCAGAACCGCGACCAGCAGCGAAAGCGUUCUGACGGACCUCAGCGAGCCCGAAGUAUCCAGCGAGGGCAGCGGUCCUCGGGGUCUCAGCGCCGAGGACUCGGACGGUUCCGACCGCACCCGCUGGGAUUCCGUAGUCAUGCCGGACUCCACGUCGCUGACAAUGUCUCAUUUUCCGCAUUACGGCUCGCUGCCUCGCAAGCACGCCAAGACGAGUCGCACCCGUGCCAAAGACUUCCUGAAACGCAUGGAGACGCUGCGUUCCAGGGGCGCCGUGACGAGAGGUCGCAAGACGUUGGUCAUUAGCGCUCCGGUGGUUCAGAGGGAAGUCCGCGCUCUAAAGACGAUACCCUGCGCCGAGAUCAUAAACGGAGACGGCGGAACUCCGGAGCCCCCGUCCCGCAAAGUUCCGUCCCAGUCCGGCAGCGAAGGUAGCGGCCAUUCCAGCGGAAGCGCCGGCAGCACGCCCAACCUUAAAGACCGAAAAGCGUACCGGGCCGACCACAAGCGAAGCGGCAUGUAUUUGGAAGACGUGGACGUUCUCUCAGGCGACCGAGUUGCGGAACACAAUCGCCUUAAUGAAUUCUGCUCCUACGAGGACCUGCUGGUCCACAUUCCUAACGACCACAAGCCGGGAACCUUCCCCAAAGCGCUGUCGAUAGAAAGCCUUUCGCCAACCAACGGGGCCCCGAUCGACUGGCACGCCGGCAGCGUGCAUUUAGACACGAUGCUGAUUUCAUGCCGGCAAGAAUCCGAGUCAGUUACGCAGCGCUGUUCCCGAGGAAGCCGCAUCAGCGUUUACGAUAACGUCCCCGGUUCUCAUCUCUACGCCAGCACUGGGGAUCUCAUAGAUCUGGAGAAAGAAGACCUCUUUCCCCACCUGGAUGACAUUUUAAUGCACGUAAGUGGUCUGCAGCAGAUCGUAGACCGUUGGUCCAAAAAUGUGCUGCCGGGCGGUCGAGGUGUGUCGUGGUCGGACGGAACAAGGGAACGCACCGCUCAAAUCGCGCUCGAUUUGGAGGCGGAUUCAGCGACAGAAAGCCGGACUCGGCCGAGCGCCGGAGACGGAGUUUCUCUUUGGGACGUCGAAGCGACCGGGCUCGGGGAAAGGAGGGACUCUGGAGUGGGGGCUUCGCUUACAAGACCCAGUCGGUUACGCUGGCCCAGCUUUCAGAUAUCCGAUCGUCUCAGCCGCUCGGUGGCGUCCCUGCAGAUAACCAACCAAUCGGCCGGCCAGCUGAGUUUGUUACAGAAGUUCUCUCUGCUCCGUCUUACUGCCAUCAUGGAAAAGUACUCCUUGUCAAACAAGCACGGCUGGACCUGGGCAGUACCAAAGUUCAUGAAGCGAAUGAAAGUCCCGGACUACAAGGAUAAGAACGUGUUUGGCGUACCUCUUAUAGUUCACGUACAGCGAUCCGGACAACCGCUGCCCCUCGGCUUGCAGCAGGCCCUGCGGUACCUGAGGAGCCAGUGUCUCGACCAGGUGGGACUGUUUCGUAAGUCGGGGGUCAAGUCCAGAAUCCAAGCGCUAAGGCAGAUGAACGAAAGCGCUCCCGACAACGUGAACUACGACGACCAGUCCGCUUACGACGUGGCGGACAUGGUGAAGCAGUUCUUCCGGGAUCUGCCUGAGCCGCUUCUCACCAGCAAGUUGGGAGAAACCUUCCUCCAUAUCUACCAAUAUGUACCGAAAGACCAAAGAUUCCAGGCCGUCCAGGCCGCCAUCAUGUUGAUGUCGGACGAAAACCGAGAGGUGCUUCAAACGUUGCUUUGUUUCCUGAGUGACGUCACGUCCUCGGUGGAGGAGAACCAGAUGACGCCCACGAAUAUUGCCGUGUGCCUGGCGCCCUCCCUUUUCCAUCUCAACAUACUCAAGAAGGACAAUCUUUCGCCGAGGGCGAUACAGAAGAAGUACGCGAGCGGAAGACCCGACCAGAAGGACCUGAAUGAGACUUUAGCAGCAACGCAGGGUCUCGCACACAUGAUCACGGAGUGCAACCGUCUCUUUGAGAUACCUCACGAAAUGGUGACCCAGUCGCGCAAUUCGUACGUGGAGGCCGACCUCCACGCGCCGGCCUUUGAGGAGCUUUACAAGCAGCUGGAGGAUGACGACGAAACGCACCGGAACCACAUGGAGGGACAGUUGGAAAACCUGCUGAAGGAGGCCCGCGAAAAAUCCAAAUACUGGGUGUCUUGCGGCAGUUCCGAUAACACAGAGCUAUACUACAAAAAGGUGGGCGACGGAAACCCGCUGAAACGCUGGAGGACGUCCGUGGAGGUGGAAGCGCCGCCGUCCGUCGUGUUGAACCGCGUGCUGCGGGAGCGCCACAUGUGGGAUGUUGACCUGUUGCAGUGGAAAGUGUGCGAGACGCUAGACAAGCAGACGGAGGUGUUUCAGUACGUCCUCAAUCGGAUGCCGCCUCACCCUAGCCGAGACUUUGUGGUUCUCAGGUCAUGGAGGACAGACUUGCCCAAAGGCGCGUGUUCCCUGGUUUCUGUCUCUGUUGAGCACGAGGAUUGUCCUCCCGUCGGAGUGGUACGAGCGAUUGUGCUGGAGUCCAAUUACCUUCUGGAACCCUGUGGCUCAGGAAAGUCCAGACUGACUCACAUUUGCAGAGUGGAUUUGAAGGGAAGGACUCCGGACUGGUAUAACAAAGCCUUUGGCCAUCUUUGUGCCGCAGAAGCCGCUCGCAUCCGCAAUUCUUUUCAGCCGCUCAUUACGGACGGUCCGGAGACCAAAAUAUGAUCCCUUCUUGGGAAUUGUGAAGUUCAAAAGACUGUGUUAAGAACCCCAAACCUAAGGCACAUUUGAAAUAUAUCAUGUGUAUUAUAAUAUUAAGCACCCUCGUGAGGAAAAGGGGUAUAGAAAAUGAAUAAUAUUAAGCUCCUCCGUUUUUGCACAAAACAAACGAGGACAUCUUGAGCGUAUUUACUCAUAGGGAAAUGAAUCAUCCUGCCAAAAUUGUGGAAUUUAAUCUACAUUGAUAUUAGAAAAAAAAUUCCAUAGUGUACUGUUGUAUCCGUAUUAUUCAUAACUGUUAUGAUAUACAAUGUCUAGGACAUUCAAGCUCUUCUACGCUUCUGAGAAGCAUGUGCAUAUUGAUCAUUUGAAGAUAUAAAGCUAUAAUUAUUAUUGUCCGUGUAUAUAAAUGUGUAAAUAUAUUGUACAUGUAAACAAAAUGUAUAUAUUUGUGAAGGGGUUCAUAGUUCCAGAUUCAUGAGUCAUGAUUAAGAACAAUGUAAACUGGUUUUACUUCAGUAUUGGAAUUCAUGUCAAUUGUUUUUGUUCAACUUGGACCGCGUGUUUGUGAACGACUCAAGGCUUGACUUGGUUAAACCUGCUUGUACGACAAAAGACGUCUGUUCUUUUUAUUAAAACUGUCGGAAUUCUAA